CGAUUGAGGAAGGCGGGGUCAUUAGCCACACUGCUUUCCACUUGUCACCAUCUCGAAAAUCACCCAAUAUUGCUGCUUGUCGUCUAUUAUUUCGAUAAGAGAAAUCCAUAAAAAAUACGGGGGAAAUUUGAUUAUCAAACUUUCCCUCAAUCGCCGUUUUCAUGACUGAAACGAUGAUUGUCGUUGAGCCGCGAGGACUCGGUCUCGUUCCUUGGGAAAAGGUAUCCACAUGGCUCAUCAUGGGAAUCACCAAAUUUUUCCAAUUCUUCAUUAUCGUGGGAGGAUCGAUUCCAUACGUAUUUCAAUAUGUUGAAAUUCAUCAUCGUCGCAAUGCUUCUGGUUUCUCAUUGUUCGUGUGUCUUGCUCUCUGCGUUGCAAAUAUUCUUCGUAUAUUGUUCUGGUUCGGAAAAUGGUUUGACAAUGCUCUUCUUGCUCAAAGUAUUGUUAUGCUCAUCUGUAUGAUUUUGAUGCUGGAACUUGCUGUCCGUAUGAAUCGAAAACACACACCAAAGCCACUUCGGAAGUCAAUUCUCAAACAAACAUAUCAUCGGAACACAGUUGCAAACUUGUAUUACGUGAUUAUCAAUGGAAAAUGGGAUCACUUCAAAGAGGGAGACUUCAUUCGAUCAUUCUGGGCAUGGCACGAUCUCGCAUCAUUCAUCAUUGCCUUACUUGUAUUCACCAUCUUUUGGUCAGGAAUCAUGUCUAUCAUUAUUCAUUUCCAAAUAAGCAUCCUAAUAGAAACGAUUGGAAUGAUUGCAUUGUUAACAGAAGCCACACUUGGAGUACCUCAGUUACUUCGAAAUUUCCAAAGAAAAUCAACACAAGGAAUGAGUAUUCCAAUGGUAUUGGCGUGGCUGGCUGGAGAUCUCGCUAAAACUGGUUAUUUUGUUGCAACGGGAAGUCCUAAACAGUUUUGGGUUUGUGCCAUUCUACAGAUCACAAUUGAUAUUCUGAUUCUCGGACAAGUAUUCAUCUAUCGUAAAAACACGAAUGCAGGCGAACUACCGUACACGGCCAAUAAUCCGGCAAUUCAAACUCAUGAAGCUGCAAUUGAUUGAUUUCUUUCAUUUUCCCAUUCUCAUCUUAGAGAAUAGUAUUUAUUUUCGAGAACUUUCAAGACAUUUAAAGACAUUUAAAUUUUAAAAAAGCAACAACAUAAUCUGUGAUGUAGACUUCUUCCCCUUGAGACCCAUAUUAAACGAUUGGCCUUUCAGGAUAAUUUUUCCAUUGCUCUUAUUUCGAAUUUACAAAAAGAUUUUUGUGGUGUUUGAGCGAAAUGUAUCUUUAUUAAGCAGCUUUAAUUUUUUCCUUUCAAUAUUUUAUCAAAAAUCUCUUUUUCCAUCAUUUUUUAUUGCAUCCAGAUACAUAAAAUUCUUCACUGAUUCCGGGUAUUUUUAUCGCUCGUUGUUUUGUUAAACAGAAAUCCCCCUUUCUUACUCAUGAAUUGUGAUAUUUCCGUCCCAUUUUUACCCGAUGCUAUUGUAAAUUCCUAUCUAUUCUCAGUGAUUAUCGAUUCCUCUUAAUUUUAAAAUUUUUUGAAAAUUGAAUCGUUUUUGGUGUUUAUACUUCUCAGAUUUUUUCCCUUUUCAACACUUCACCUAGAAACUGACUAGAAAAUUACUGGAUUAUUGAUAUUUACCUCACUAACCCUCAUUUCGUCCCCCUUUUUAUUUCUAGAUUCUUUGUAAAUAUCGAUAUUUUUCACAAAGUAAUUCUAACCUAUAAAAUACGAAAAGUGGUAAUGAAUGUGUUUUGAGUUAACAA
Molecule: messenger RNA, 1767 nt
Organism: Caenorhabditis elegans
Lineage: Eukaryota; Metazoa; Nematoda; Chromadorea; Rhabditida; Rhabditidae
Gene: T19A6.1
Product: PQ-loop repeat-containing protein 1
Exons: 10
Coding region: 162-1061 (299 amino acids)
Cellular component (GO): cytosol; membrane
Source: RefSeq, marked reviewed